CGGCGGCGGCGCGAGGCGCGGGGCGUGUCCCGGCCCGAAGUCAUGCUGGGCAGGUCCGGCUAUCGGGCGCUGCCUUUAGGGGAUUUUGACCGCUUCCAGCAGUCGAGCUUCGGCUUUCUGGGCUCUCAGAAGGGCUGCUUGUCCCCAGAGCAGGGCGUGGGGCCGGGGCCCGAUGCGCCUCAGAGCUGGCCCUCUUGCCUCUGCCAUGGCCUCAUCAGUUUCCUGGGGUUCCUGCUGCUGGUGGUCACCUUCCCCAUCUCUGGCUGGUUUGCUCUAAAGAUCGUGCCCACCUACGAGCGGAUGAUUGUGUUCCGACUAGGCCGGAUCCGUGCUCCCCAGGGGCCUGGCAUGGUUCUACUCCUGCCCUUCAUCGACUCCUUUCAGAGGGUGGAUCUGAGGACUCGAGCCUUCAGUGUUCCUCCCUGCAAGUUAGCCUCCAAGGAUGGGGCUGUGUUGUCCGUGGGAGCUGAUGUCCAGUUCCGCAUUUGGGACCCAGUGCUGUCGGUGAUGGCUGUGAAGGACCUGAACACGGCCACGCGCAUGACAGCCCUCAACGCCAUGACCAAGGCCCUGCUCAAGAGACCACUGCGGGAGAUCCAGACAGAGAAGCUCAAGGUCGGCGACCAGCUCCUGCUGGAGAUCAAUGAUGUGACCAGGGCCUGGGGACUGGAGGUCGACCGUGUGGAGCUGGCGGUAGAGGCUGUGCUGCAGCCACCCCAGGACAGCCCAGCUGGGCCCAGCCUGGACAGCACCCUUCAACAGUUGGCCCUCCACUUGCUAGGAGGAGGCCUGAACUCAGUGGCAAGAGGUGCUUUGCCCCCAGGGCCAGCAGACACCCUAGAGAUGGUGAGUGAAGUGGAGCCGCCUGCCCAGCCUGCGGACGCUGGGGCCGCACCCAGCCCAGAGCAGCCCGUGGCCGAGGGGCUCCUGACCGCCCUGCAGCCCUUCCUGUCAGAGGCCCUGGUCAGCCAGGUUGGGGCCUGCUACCAGUUCCACGUCAUCCUACCCAGUGGCACCCAGAGCAUCUACUUCCUGGACCUCACUGCAGGGCAAGGCAGAGUAGGACAUGGGGUGCCUGAUGGCAUUCCUGACGUGGUGGUGGAGAUGACAGAGGCAGACCUGCGGGCCCUACUGUGCCGCGAGCUGCGGCCCCUGGGGGCUUAUAUGAGUGGGCGGCUGAAGGUGAAGGGCGACCUGGCUGUGGCCAUGAAGCUGGAGGCUGUUCUCAAGGCCUUGAAGUAGCACAUUUGCCUGGGGAGCAGUCAUCUACUCCUGAGCCUUGCUGAGCGGAGCAGCUUCUUAGAGGAGACGGCGCCCAUCUGGGCUAGAAGGACGCAUGUUGAGGCCUGAAGAGGGCUCAGGCCCAGCCACGAGGUCCCGAGAGGUCGAGUCAGGCUGUCCUUCGCUUUCCUUUCCAGUGGUUCUCUGGACAGACCUUUGCCCAUCCUUGCCGUCAGCCCUCGGCCGGCCGGCCGACCACAGAGUGAUGACAGGAUGGGAGCCAGGCCUGCCCAGCUGAUGACCCAGCGAGAAGCAGGGCGUGCAGAAACAACCUGGGUGCAGGGCCGGCGCUCGUGCCCCGGGCUCUCCGCUCUGCGGGGUCAGAGGGUGGGCGAGGAAGAAGCAGCAGCCCCAGGACCAGGGCGCUGCAGUGCUGGAGGAAGGACAGCCCGGAGGCCGGGGCGGGGCAGAGGCAGUGCUCCUGAAGAUGCCUGGUCUCAGGUGCCAGCUCCGGCCGCCCUGCGCGCCUGAGGAGCCGGGCGCGGGCAGCACGCAGGAGAGCCCUGCUGGUCUGUGCUCCCGCGACUAAACGUGCUCACGACUAAACGUGCUCACGUUGCGCUGAGCAGUGCGGUGUGGGCUGAGG
Molecule: messenger RNA, 1867 nt
Organism: Jaculus jaculus (lesser Egyptian jerboa)
Lineage: Eukaryota; Metazoa; Chordata; Mammalia; Rodentia; Dipodidae
Gene: Stoml1
Product: stomatin like 1
Exons: 7
Coding region: 43-1242 (399 amino acids)
Cellular component (GO): plasma membrane
Source: RefSeq, a predicted model, not a curated record